AUGAUCGGAGACCUGUGUCAGAGUCGAUACAUCCGUUUCCACGGCUCCGACAACUCGUUUAAAGUGAAUUCAAUGGAUUGGCGGCCAUCGGGUGAUCAUCUGAUCGCCGCGUCCGACGACUCGAUUGUCCGCAUAUUUGACACAAACGGUGUCCAGAAGUCGGCGAUUCCGUCCAAAAAGCACGGCUCGGCGUGUAUUCAAUGGGUGAACGACACCAACACCGCUGUCUUCGCCUCCAAACACGACGACCACAAACAGGGAUCAGAUAUCCAUAAAAUCAGACAUUUAGACAUCGAGAGGACAACGUUUAUCCACUAUUACGCCGGACACGAGCGACAGGGAUCAGAUAUCCAUAAAAUCAGACAUUUAGACAUCGAGAGGACAACGUUUAUCCACUAUUACGCCGGACACGAGCGACAGGUGACGGGUCUGUCCAUAAACCCAAACCACAACUGUUUCCUCUCGUCGUCAUUGGAUAAUACGAUGCGUUUGUGGGACAGCCGUCUGGACGCACACAUCCAACCGGGCGAUCGCCGAUCGCUGGCAGUGGUCCGGUGUCUGAGCCGACCGGUGGCUACAUUUGGUCCGACGGGCGUUGUGUUCGCCGUAUGGCAACCGCUCGACUCAUCCAUACGUCUCUACGAUCUCCGCAAUUACACGAACGGUCCGUUCAAAGUGUGUAAACUGGAGACGAGUACGGCGUCGGGCGAAGUGCACGACCUCUCCUUCUCAGCCAAUGGCAAACUCAUAGCUCUGUCCACAAACGGCUCUCAGAUGCUAGUCCUCGACGCCCACACACUGACCGAGUCGUGCGUUUUGAGCGGAUUUAAAAACGAUUUGCGACAGAAUCUGCAGCUCUCGUGGACUCCCGACUCGAAGUACUUGUACUGCGGUUCGAGCGGUACGUUCGCCGGUCCCGGCAAUUACGGUCACCUCAAUAUGUUUGACGCCUCCGACGGCACUCAUCUCAAGAACUGGCGCUCACUUCACGAGGCGUUCACACGAAUCGUACGCUUCAAUCCAUUGUAUUAUAUGAUUGCCAGCGCUUGCGAUGACAUCGCCUACUGGACCCCAUCC
Medioppia subpectinata is the source of this 1077-nucleotide messenger RNA. The record is from the annotation of a GenBank genome assembly. Lineage: Eukaryota; Metazoa; Arthropoda; Arachnida; Sarcoptiformes; Oppiidae.